AUGGCGGAAACAGCAUCCAUGACAGUCCGCGACAUCGUCACCGAUCCGUCUUUACUGCCAGUCCUCCAAAUCAGCGCAAACGCACACAACCAAUGCCAAAAACUCUUGCAGUUGCUCGAUCCCACCAAUGCCGCUGCAUCAGGUAGCAACCCACCCUCCCAAGAAACAAUCCUCGCAAUCUCCAAACAACAAAAGAUCCUCUACUCGCUUCUCGCGCAACUGCGCGGCUUAAAUCGUGAUGCUGUCCUGCGCGUGCGAGAGACCAAACAAGUCACCGCGGAAGCGCGUCAGGAGAUUGACCGGUUGCAUCUGCAGCUACAGAACCUGUACUAUGAGCAGAAGCAUUUGAUGGGUGAAAUUGCGGCUUGUGAAUCUUACGAUCAUAAAUAUCUCUCGCUUCCCCUCAUCCCCGAAGAAGAAUUUCUCGAAUUGUUUCCCGAACACGCCUCCUUAGACGCACACGAACUAAUGAUUGCGCGCAUAAAACAUGAACACGACGAGCGUGAGAAACUGGAGCAAGCCAGGCAAGAACUACUCAAACGGAAACAGGCUCUAAUUGCAGAAAACAAAAAGCGGAAGGAUGAUUUGGCGAAUCUUGAUGCUGAUUUGGAGCGGUUUAUUGACGCUGCGAAACCAAUUCAGAAGAUUUUCGAAAAGGAGUAUUGA
Molecule: messenger RNA, 666 nt
Organism: Talaromyces marneffei
Lineage: Eukaryota; Fungi; Ascomycota; Eurotiomycetes; Eurotiales; Trichocomaceae
Exons: 3
Coding region: 1-666 (221 amino acids)
Biological process (GO): positive regulation of DNA-templated transcription, elongation; mRNA export from nucleus
Cellular component (GO): THO complex part of transcription export complex
Molecular function (GO): mRNA binding
Source: RefSeq, a predicted model, not a curated record